GCUUGUUCUACCUUCGUUAUUAGACACAUUCAUUUGAAAUGUAUUAAUCUUCAAUGUUGGCCUGUGGCAUCUAUGAUAUUGAGUUUUAAAAAGGCUCUGUCUGCUUAACUAUUAAGAAACAAUGAACCCCUGGAAAAGGAUGACCAGGUUUCCAGACUCUUUGUCGGACGAAAUAUUAUCGCCCUUGAAAACAUAUAAAUACUCCAGCAUUGAUAAAUCGUUCAUAUCUCGAUAUAUCUUGAAGCACUAUUGGAAUGCUUUUGUUGAGUUGCUUCCCCUAUGGCUCGCGCCAAAUAUGGUUACAUUGAUUGGGUUUAUGUUCAUCAUUGGAAACCUGCUUGUGCUUGAAGUCUUUGUACCAGACUUGGUUGGGCCAGCACCACCGUGGGUUUACUACAGUUUUGCGCUUGGGCUUUGGAUGUACUCCACAAUGGACAAUGUGGACGGCAAGCAGGCAAGGAGGACCGGUACCUCUAGUGGGCUUGGUGAACUCUUUGACCAUGGAAUUGAUUCAUUAAACUGCACACUAGCUAGCCUCCUGGAGGCCGCAGCCAUGGGUCAAGGGUCCUCAAAGAUCGGUGCAUUUACUACACUAAUUCCUUGCUUGCCCAUGUUCUUCUCAACGUGGGAGACAUAUCAUACUCAUACAUUAUAUUUGGGUUAUUUCAAUGGUCCAACCGAAGGCUUGAUUAUUGCCACCCUGGUUAUGAUCGCGGCAGGUUAUUAUGGCCCCGAAAUUUAUUCUAGUUCCUUAUCUGAAUGCUUUGGCCAUCGAGAAGUUUUGGCCGACUAUAGUUUCUUGGAUCUCUGGGUGGUCGUCCUCUUGGGGUCUUUUUUGAUUGCACACCUUCCCGCAUGCAUCCUCAAUGUUAUUCGGUCUCGGAAACGCAGAAACCUCCCUAUUUUGCCCGUGUUCCUGGAAUGGACCCCAAUCGUUGUUUCCUCAAUCUCGACCAUUGCCUGGCUCUAUUCGCCACACUCGACCCUCCUAAGAGAAAACCAUCUUGUGCUCUUCGCGGUUACCAUGUCUUUUGUUUUCGGCCGUAUGACGACAAAAAUAAUACUGGCUCAUUUAACCCGUCAAUCGUUCCCAUUUUGGACUAUGCUCAUGGCUCCUUUGUUAGGAGGCGCUUUUCUGGGGAAUUUACCGAGGUUUGGCUUGCCUAUGGUAAACAAAGAUUUUGAGGCUUGGUACUUGCGUGCCUACUUGGUCAUCGCCUUCGUGACAUAUAUGCACUGGGCUUUCUUUGUUAUUCAUCGAAUCACGACUUUCUUGGAUAUCAAUUGCCUGACAAUCAGAAAAGAUUCGCUAGCAGCAUCUAAAGGGUUAUACCAACAGAUCAGCGAAGGGACCCGAGAUAUUUUGGACAGUCAAUUUGACCUAGAAAGUGGCAGACUGAAGAAUCACUAA
Coccidioides posadasii C735 delta SOWgp is the source of this 1411-nucleotide messenger RNA. RefSeq lists its product as uncharacterized. Gene Ontology annotation, biological process: phospholipid biosynthetic process. Lineage: Eukaryota; Fungi; Ascomycota; Eurotiomycetes; Onygenales; Onygenaceae. Gene Ontology annotation, molecular function: phosphotransferase activity, for other substituted phosphate groups. The record is from RefSeq and is a predicted model, not a curated record. Gene Ontology annotation, cellular component: membrane.